This is a messenger RNA of Engraulis encrasicolus (European anchovy), 2640 nucleotides long. RefSeq lists its product as uncharacterized. The record is from RefSeq and is a predicted model, not a curated record. NCBI's taxonomy places the organism in Eukaryota, Metazoa, Chordata, Actinopteri, Clupeiformes, Engraulidae. The transcript has 3 exons. Bases 1 to 1995 code for a protein of 664 amino acids.
AUGAACCCAGCAGACCUGGAAAUGGUGAAGAAUGCAGUAAAGGAACAGGGAGCCAUGCUAGGAACUCACCAGCAAGGCAUUGUUCAAGUUAACAGUAACCUGGAGACUGUUGCUGAGCAACUUAACUCCCUCUCUGCACAGGUGCAACAACUUUUGUCCAAUGCCUCUCAGCCCCAGCCGACCCCCCCACAGGCAAGCCCAGCUCCCCCCUCUCCGGCCACACCCUCUCCAUUCAGAGAACCCAGGCUGCCUGCUCCUCAACCCUACGAUGGUAACCCCAACAACUGCCGUUCAUUCCUCUCACAAUGUUCUUUAACCCUGGAACUCCAGUCUCUUGCUUUUCCAACAGAACGUUCCCGAGUAGCCUACCUCAUCACCCUCCUCACUGGCAGGGCCCGGGAGUGGGGAACUGCUGUCUGGGACGCCAAUGCCACCUGCUGCUCAUCCUACAAAACCUUCACUGAUGAGAUGAAAAAGGUAUUUGACCGCUCCCACGCAGGCAGGGAGGCUGCAAGAGAGAUCAUGGCCCUCCGUCAAGGUACCCGUUCUGUCUUUGAUUAUGCCAUUGAGUUCCGCACUCUGUCUGCCUCAUGUAAAUGGAAUGAUGACGCCUUGUAUGAUGCUUUCCUGAAUGGCCUGAGUGAUGCAGUGAAAGAUGAACUUGUCCCAAGGGAGUUACCCUCUGAGCUUACAGAACUAAUGGACCUGGCUGGACGCAUUGAUGCUCGUAUCAGACAGAGAAACCGGGAGAAGACUCCAGCCUAUCUUCGACCGGGUGUGAAGGCUCCUCCACCUGAACUUCCACCUCCUGAACCAAUGCAAAUUGAUCGCGCUCGGGUUACUCCUGAGGAGCGCCAACGCCGACGAGACACAGGUGCCUGCUUCUAUUGCGGAAAGCCCUCCUUAGCUCCUGAUGAGUUUCCUGAUCUGUCUAAUGUCCCCGAGGAGUAUCUUGACCUUAAGCCUGUGUUCAGCAAGUCCCAAGCUGUAUCCCUACCCCCGCAUAGGCCUUAUGACUGCGCCAUUGAACUCCUUCCUGGCUCUUUUCCACCCAAGGGCAGUCUGUAUUCUCUCUCCCCCCCUGAAAGAGACGCCAUGAAGAAGUAUAUUUCAGACUCUCUGGCUGCGGGAAUCAUCCGCCCAUCGUCAUCACCUGCUGGAGCUGGUUUCUUUUUCGUGGGGAAGAAGGAUGGAUCCCUCCGCCCAUGUAUUGACUAUCGAGGCCUAAAUGACAUCACAGUCAAGAACAGGUACCCCUUACCACUCAUGUCUACUGCCUUUGAACUCAUCCAGGGAGCCUCUGUUUUUUCUAAACUUGACCUAAGGAAUGCCUAUCACCUAGUAAGAAUCAGGGAGGGUGACGAAUGGAAAACCGCCUUCAACACCCCUACUGGUCAUUAUGAAUACCUGGUGGUUCCUUUUGGUUUGACCAAUGCCCCAGCUGUUUUUCAAGCUCUUGUCAACGAUGUACUGCGAGACUUCCUGAAUGUUUUUGUUUUUGUUUACCUUGAUGAUAUCCUUAUAUUUUCACCCUCCCUUGAAGCCCAUAGGCACCAUGUCAGGCAAGUUCUACAGCGGCUGCUGGAGAACAAACUCUUUGUAAAGGCUGAGAAAUGUGAAUUCCACAGAGAUACUGUAUCCUUCUUGGGUUUUGUCCUCUCCCCCUCCAGGAUACAGAUGGACCCCCUGAAGCUGAAGGCAGUUAAGGACUGGCCCACACCUACCACAAGGCGAGCCCUCCAACAGUUCCUGGGGUUCGCAAAUUUCUACCGGCGGUUUAUCAGAGGCUACAGUUCCGUGGCUGGACCUCUCACCGCACUCACGUCCACCAAGACCUCCUUCCAUUGGGGUAGGGAGGCUGAGAAGGCGUUUGCAGACCUAAAAAACAAUUCUCCUCAGCUACGGAACCCCACUCCCUGCAGACCAUCCUUCCUCCAAGAUGCCUGGUGGGUGCAGCCCUGCUGGAGAUUGAGGUCGUCGUCCAGGAAGCCCUGAACCAGGAACCCGGACCAGGUAAUGGACCCCCUAACUGUCUCUUUGUGCCUUCAACUGUUCGCUCUCAGGUGCUGGAAUGGGGACACAGUUCUAAGGUCGCCUGCCAUCCAGGGGCCGAGAGAACUCUGGCAGUGAUCGAACAGCGUUUUUGGUGGCCCUCCAUGAAGAGCGAUAUUCAAACAUUUGUGGCCGCCUGCGACGUCUGCACCAGAAACAAGUCAGGUAACAGACCCCCAGCGGGCCUCCUGAGACCUCUCCCUGUCCCUCAUCGUCCUUGGUCACACAUUGCUGUGGAUUUUGUGACUGGGCUUCCCAAGUCUGAGGGCAACACAUGUAUUCUGACUGUGGUAGACAGAUUCUCUAAGGCAGCCCACUUUAUAGCUCUGCCCAAGUUGCCGUCUGCUAAGGAGACUGCUGAACUAUUGAUCGUCCAUGUCUUCCGCCUACAUGGCCUACCCUCUGAUAUUGUCUCCGACCGUGGCCCACAGUUUUCUGCCCAGUUUUGGAAAGCUUUUUGUAAACUAAUCGGUGCCUCUCCCAGCUUGUCUUCAGGUUUCCAUCCACAGACCAAUGGACAGACAGAGCGGGCAAACCAAAAGCUGGAAGUUGCACUCCGGUGCAUGACCUCCCAAGACCCCACGUCAU